GUCAGAGAAAGCGAGUGAACGUGAGCUGGAUUUGGGGUUCGAGAUUAACCGUCGAAAGGGAGCAUCUUUCUGAGGAGGUUGGUGGAAGGACCGCGUUCGCUCGCCACAGAGUGCUGGACAGUCGGCGGCACGUGCAAGCGGCCGUUUCUGACUGCUUCGAGUGGAAAAUCAUGAAAUCGGUGCUGGCACUGUACCUGCUGCUGGCAGCAGUCCAUGCUGCCCCUCUGGAGGUACGACAAAAUCCGAAACAAACCGGAGUUCCGCACGAGCUUCAGCCUUUUGUGACGAACUCCGAAGAACAUUCAAGUUCCGAAGAAACCGAACGCAUCUUCAAAAUCCAUUCCAACUUCGGUGGCCUACGCCGUCUUUCCGACGAUCCUCCGUCCGAGAGUGGCGGAACAAGCCCCGACAGUGGCGAGACGAGCAUAGAAGAAUCCGAGGAGGCUGAAGUCAAAACACUUCAACCAUUUGGUGGCAUCGUGCAGGGUAGUCGCAGGCUGGUAAGCCUAGACAGCUCGGAGGCUACCGGAGAGCAUGUGGAAGACGCUGAGGAGUCUUCGUCACCAGAGCAAUUGAAGAUUCCGCUUGACACCGGAGGCCUGGACAAGAGAGGGCUUGGAUAUUCGGCAGCAGAAGACAAGGAAUCUUCCGUGAUCGGUGGCGGUAGUACGGUGACAGGAACUAGUCCUGGAACAGGUGUCGUAGAUGCUGCAGCCAGUAGCGACAAGUUAGCACCCUUCACCGUUGGUGGAAAGUGGAACGAGGACUCACAGCGUACGCUACAGAGCGUUCCUGCUGGAAGUAAUCCUGACGAACUCAAGCGAGGCUUAAUCACAGAAAAGGAAAUUAGAAUACACGGUGCUCUUUCUCCUGAAGAAGAGCGUGCUACAGAUGUGUCUGAAUACGCAAUUACAGGUGGCAGCUUCGGCCAGCCCAGUCGUGCAGCUGCUGUAGGUGUAACGCCUGGGUCUGCUUCUUCAGUUAGUAAGGUUCCAGGAUCUGAUCAACCGGUUCCAGAUACUGGUGUUGCGACUCCGCAUGCGGAAAUCGCCAAGGACACAGAAGAUGCAGUGUCAGUUCGGACCAGACUCGAGGAUGCGACCAGCGCCCACGAAGUAACGGGGAACAAGAAAAGUGCUGAAAACUCAGGUGGUGUUGAGGGUGUUGGAAAGGGUCAACCAGCGCUAGCGACUUCAGUGGUUAGCUCCGGUGCGGGCGUUCCCGUGGUUCCUAUCACAUACACAUUCCAUUCGUUUGCUGAUAAUAAUGAGAGCGGCGAGAUUUCCCUUCCUACCGUGCGAGACGGGCAGGACAGUGUUGUAAUCAAGGACCUAGCGUUCGAACCACUCAGGCAGUCAUCGAAGCCGGUUGCGGAGAGUGGCACAGUUGGGCAAGGUGCCGGUCAGACGGAAGGUGCUCAAGACAAACCGGAGGUCCUCAACACUGGUACGCGUGUCUUCCAUGGUCCUCCUGGAGGUUAUGGUAUCAAGUUUCAAGGAUCAAAAAUUAAUGAACCCUCGUUUAGUGCACGCGACAUCAAAGAUGAAUCCGAAACGUCUCAGCGAACAGGUGAAUUUCAGCCACAUGGAACAGUUGCUGCUGAUGUAAAGGGUGAAGAUGGCGCUGCAGUGAGUGGUGGAAAGCUAGAUUCGAGUGCUUCGAGUGCUCCUGUUAGGGCUGACCAGCAUCGAGAUGGAAACGUUCCUGAAGGAACAGUUGUGGGUACCAUGAGCCGGCAGGUCACUUUCGGGGAUGCGAGCGGUGGGCAAGCUAGCACCACCGCAGGUAACGACGAAGAAGGUGGAGGAGGCCCCGAGGAUGGCUCUAGGCAGACCGGGCAGGUGUUUGGUGGCGCAAGAAAUACCGUUGGCUCCCUCCCUGAUUUCGUAUCCACUGGAAGAGCCACUGAUGCACGAGUUAGGGAAGAUGAGAUGAAUGACAGUACGUUACCGAGUGUAGGGGAUGUCAGUACAUCUGAUACUUCCCCGACUGAUCGAUCUGAUCACGAGAAAUCAUUUGACACCGGUACCAGUUUCCAUUUCAGAGAAGGUUCCGAGCGGCCUAAAGCUCCAUCAGCUCCGCAGAAGGUGCAUAGUCCAGGAAAGAAUGAUAGUACGACAGCAUCUGACCCUAACGCCGUCUUUCCCACUCCUGAGAAGCAAGAGUCGGCAAGUUCCAAUGCUGAAAACCUUCAACCGAUGGAUGGUGGAGCUUCUUUACUAAAGAGUGACGUAGAAGAAACUUCUGUGACAGACAGAGACGCAGAAGCCCAAGGUCCGAUACAUGUGAUGCUGUCCGGAAAAGGCUGGUCGGUUGCGACUGACGAUGCUUCAUUCCUCGAGAGCAGUCCGGACAUGAGGAAAGAACUAACAGAGUUUGCAACGCACCUUAGGAAGGUCGAUUUUCCCUCGCUGUCGGAAGACUUUGGUCGCAGACUUAACGCUGACCGGCCUUCUGGCGUACCUAUCUCUGCAGACCAACACGGAGUGUUUAAAGUCGGUUCUAGUUUGAAAGACACCCUGGAAGAAUUCGACAAGCUUAUAGGCGACGAAGAUGGGAGAAGUCCUGAGGUGGCGCGAACUGGUGCUGCGCCUGUUCAUGAAAGCCAAAUGACGGCAACUGGCAAGGAACCCUCUCUCGAAGAACCAAUUAUACCGGAAGAGGCGAGCUUACUGUGUCCGGAGGGUGUUCAUAAGCCGGAGCCGGCAGACGGUAGCCGUCACGCCAGCCAUGUUUCUAAAUGUCGGGACCGUGUCACUAAAGACCUGAGUGGUCCAGAAGUUAGCAAAGAACAAGCAUCCGAGCAAAAUCCAGAAACAAACGGGUUUGUGCACACGAAACCAAAAUCUUACUCUGGCGACUUACCGGCCAGAGACGUACCUUCCGAAGCAGCAUUGCCAAGUGGAAAACAUGCAGAGCAAGGUCUAUCGCAAGAAAGUGGUGGUUCCGACGUUUCUUUACCACAAGUCCGGGAGCAUGGUAAAGAAGGUGAGGAAAGCGGUGUUACCCGUGAUCUCGAUGAAAGCUACGAAACCAAGAAAUCUGAAGAACGCAAGAAACCUGCCCAGAGUCAAAGCGGUGUGGUGGUCUUCUUAGCUGAAUCCAGGGACUCUGCUACCGAUGGAAUAUCGCUUCAGCACGGACCUGGUGUGGGCGAACAGGAACCGUCAGUACGUCAAAAUAACGACGAAGUUGCAGCACACGGUCACGACGAUGGUGUCGUUCAACAAGGAGCGGUGUCUGAAAGCUCCGUAGACACUCUGGAACCCGAACCGAAGCUCACUGCAGAAGGCGGGCAAGUUCUAGAUAGGGAACAUUCUGCAAGUAAAGGUAAAGAGGAAGUGCUGCUUGAUAAUAAUGAGGCGACACCCGCAAAUGUAGAAGGAAAAGCAGAGGAUGCAGCUACCACAUCUCUCGGAGGACAGAAAACAGAAGGAGGUAUGCCGUCAAUGAGACAGGACGCAGAAGCUGUUGGUCACGAUGCCAGAGGUACAGCUGAGAUGCACGGUGUUUCUGAUACUCUCCAUCCCGAAGCUGUCGGCAUCCCCACCAAACAUACACAAGAUGUCUUUGGGCAGAGUGCUUCAACUACGGGAGCCGAUGGUGAGCAGCAUGCAGCAGACCAAAUGCAACACGAUGGCUUAGGGGGAGCUCUACGGGGUGUGGACAAGGAAAAACCUGAUGUUGUAGUAAAAGAUGCUUCGGUAGCUGCUGCGCCAGAAGCUGAUACCUCUGAUCAGUCUCAACAGGCUGAGUACCAAAGCAAACAAGCAGAAAACGACGCAUCUACAGAAAGCAAAGCGGAUGGAAGCGUGAAGGAUGAACAAACUGUGGGAGAUAGUCAUGGUGAAGAGGAUGAAGAGGAGUAUCCGAAAGUGCAGGUUGAUGAGAGUUUCCGCGAAGGCCUAGGUCCUAGUCAUGGAAGCGAUGGCUACAUUCCAGCGGAGGCAAGAGAACAGGAAGAGAACACGACCCGUGACGGAACGGAGGAACCUGGUACCACUGUUACGGUGACGGAGGCUGAAAUUACCUCGCAGGAAGCGCCACAGCAACAGGAUACUGGAUCCGACGGAUUGACUGACUCUACAGAGCAGCAUGUGCCGGAAAAGCAGGACGCUGUUGCAGAUGGAACGGCGAGCGGUGGUAAUGUUGCAGAGCUCCCAGAUGUUUCACCGGGAAAGUUUUUCCCUACCCCAUACGAGUACACUCGGCGCCCUGAGGUACCGGGCCAUACAACCAGUGACGGAGAUGAAUAUGAUGUUCCCAAACUUCCCGAUGUUGUUGAUGCGGCAGAGUCACAUGAGAGUAAUGGAGCUGGCAUUUCUCAAAAGCACGACGUGACUGACUCUACCCAAGCUCCAGGGCUACGUCUAGGCGAUCAAAGUGUUCCUGGAGUUGAGGAGCAGUACGUCCCUUCGGCGAAGGAUCACACCCAAGGUGCACAGGUACCUCAAGAUAGUCACACUGUACAUGGACUUGACGACCAAGACCUCCCUGCUGUCCGUGAUCAUACCCAAGACGGUGCAGCUGUUCCUGGAGCCGAGGAACAUGGCGUACCUCCACAGCCUGAUCACACCCAGGGUCCAGAGGAGUCUGAAGAUGGUCAGACUGUUCGUGGAGUUGAGGAACAAGACCUACCUGUCGUCCGUGAUCAUUCCAAAGCUCCAGGGCUGUAUCAAGAUCAAUCUGUCCGUGAAAGUGAGAAACAGGGCAUGCCUUCUUUUCCCCAUCAUUCACAGGGUCCAGAGGUAUCUCAAGAUGAUCACAUUAUUCGUGGACCUGAAGAACAGGCCGUGCCCAUAAUCCGUGACCAUACCCAAGCUCCAGGGGUGUAUCAAGAAGAACACACUGUUAAUAGAGAUGAGGAACAAGGCGUGCCUUCGCUUCCGGACCAUACCCAGGGUCCCGAGGUAUCUCAAGAUGGUCAGGUUGUUCGUGGACCUGAAGAACAGGGCAUGCCUAUAGGCCGUGAUCAGACCGAAAUUCCAAAGUCACCACAAGAUGACCAUACUCUUGCUGUUACUAAGGAAGUUGACGACCAUUUAGACGUUUCAGAAGUACCAGGACACGUUCCUGUAGUUCACGCUCACGUAGAAACAGAUGACAAAACUGAUGCUGAUCGGAAAGCAGCCGUAGCUGAAGAAAGAGAUGUUGUCCAUGACGCUAGUGAACCCGAGGAUGCAGACACUCCAGAGGUUGCACUUCAGCAGCCUGCCGCAGUUCAUCACGGAAUUGGUGUACAACAAGGAAAGCAAACUGAUCCGUUAAUACCCACUCAUACUCAAGACCACGAGCCUGUUAAUACACUGAAACCUCCCAGUGUACCCACAGGCACAUCUGACGUUACCCACCACUCUUUGCCAUGCGACCAUCCAACGCUCCCCGUCAAGGCAACAACACCGCAACACGACACAGGACCGGUGGUGCAUCAAACUGUUACUGGUGUACACCAACAACAACAACACGAGGUUCAUCCCAAUAUUCCAUCUUUACAAUAUCACCCAGGGGUAGUAACUGCACCGCAUCUCCAACCUAUAAGUACUGGAACGCUGGCCCAGGAACAGGGACCAUUCGGGAUAUCCCAUCAUUACGCUAACAACUUUGGCUCGCAACAUCAGGAUCCGCAACUUGGCAGUGUUUCAUUACGUCAGCCUAGUCCUUUCGGCCCUCCUCACCACUACCCUGGAGGCUUCAUAAUUGUCCACCAUAAACAAGGCGAUGCUGGCGUUCCUCAGGUGCAGACCGGGGUUCCACACAAUCCACAGCACCACUUACAAGGUAUUAGACCUGCUUUGCAAUUCCAGACAGAUGUUCCACGUCACGAGCCAUCCUCCGUUGGUACUCCUGUCCUCCAUGCACACAGUGGUGCAGCGCCUCUCCCUCAACCACCACAGCCUCACCAAUUGGGCCACGCUGUUGGUCCAUCUGACAGCGUACAACUAGGCGGUGCACCUCAUAUCCAACCCGACGGAGUCGUUCGUCAACAGCCACCGGUAAUAAGCGGCGCUGAACACCAGCCGCAUGAUGGUGCUCUUCGUCACGUACCCGGUAUUCACGGCCCAGCAUUACAGCGGGAGCUUGGAACAACCAGCCUUACACACCAACACACUGGAGCCGUACAGCUUAAAACACCUCAGCCCGGGACUUACUUCCACGCGGAACACAUACCACAACAUAGUCCAGGAUCCGCAGUUUCUUUCGUUCAACACGGAGAACCCGGCACUAUUCAAGCGCCUGCGGGGUAUCCCUCCGCUGACUUCCCUGGCUUCCAGCUUCAGGAGCCUGUACCUCCGUUUGGCCUACUCACAGCCGAUCCACUACAAACACCUAAACCAACAAUUGGUGCUCAGCCCCAACAAGACGACCCCAUUGCAAAAUACUUCGUCGGACGAGUAGUCGCUCCAGCGGGACUACCACAGGAAAACCCUUUCGGCAGUGACCUAAGCACACAUUUUGUAACGCAAGCUCAGAACAAUCAUUCCCAGCAAACGCCCUUUCCUGUAACAUCACAAGUUCAACAUUUCGCCGGCGCACACACACCAGGGACGUCUAAGUCGUCGCCGUUGACACCCGGCGUUCAAGCGCAACCUACAUUCUCCACACUUCCUCAGGCUCCCACAGCCCACGAGUUCCCUGGCUUAGGACAGCUAGGACAGCUCGUCCCACAGCAGCAACCAGCGUCACCCGACCUCGAAACAGUUCGCAUACCCUAUCCACCUUUUUACAUAACCUUUAAACGCGAUCAGACGUCGGUGAAGGUUCCCCCUCCUAACCAGCAUGCGUAUGAUAGCUCGCCUGAAUUCCCCUCUCAAACAGCUGACGCUAAACCUUACGAGGAUUCAGGAAGAGCCUUCGGAGGAGAGGGCACUCUCCGAGAUCUGGAGGCCUCUGAACAGGGGUCGCAUUUCGGUCGCAUCCUCGUCUCUGAGGGGCCUGUCACAUUUCAGGCACCUGCGCCUGACUUUCACUUCAAUGCUCAGGCAUUCGGUGCUCCUGCAUUGACACCUCUCCUUCCUAACUACGGAGAGCGCGUCCCAGUGUUUGAGCAGCCGCGCGUGUUCGCACCUGUGGCAGGGCACCACAACCCUUUACUUCACGGCCAUUUCAAUCCAUUGUUUCACCAGCAGCCUCUCGGAUUUUAUAACAACAACAACAACUUUCCAGGUUAUAACUUGGAAGCUUCUGCCUCAUCGAAAUCAAAGCGAAUGGUGCAAAGACCGUCUAAAAUGCUGAAAUCUCUUAGGCAAGCCGUUGCUUCAAAGCUAUCACCUUCAGGCCUUCAACCAUUUACGCGGUUUCGCUCGGGUCGACAGCAGUCACCUGAGACCGCAAAAGGACCUAAAUUGUUAUCAUCUCGGCUCGCAUUCAGGCAACAGCGGAGGCUCCCCCACCUUCAGGUGCGGCCCGCUCCCGCGAACCAGUUCGGACUUAGGGUGAAAGCGUAAUUCCUAGAUGGGGUAAGACAUCGUUGCGGGAUCUCACCCGUGUCGGGUGAAAUUGGUGAUGGUGACGUUGAUAGACGAAUCAAUGUUGGUUUAUACGUUUCGCAAUACUUACAUCUUGUUUUCGCGUUGAUCGUUUGGGCUUCUUGCCCGCAGGAAAUAAAGGUGUUUCGUUGUCGUUUC
This is a messenger RNA of Ornithodoros turicata, 7625 nucleotides long. RefSeq lists its product as uncharacterized. The transcript has 2 exons. The coding region runs from base 171 to 7445 and encodes 2424 amino acids. Lineage: Eukaryota; Metazoa; Arthropoda; Arachnida; Ixodida; Argasidae. The record is from RefSeq and is a predicted model, not a curated record.